Messenger RNA from Lodderomyces elongisporus, 516 nucleotides. It is a transcript of the gene TOM20, whose product is annotated as Tom20p. Bases 1 to 516 code for a protein of 171 amino acids. Lineage: Eukaryota; Fungi; Ascomycota; Pichiomycetes; Serinales; Debaryomycetaceae. The transcript has a single exon. Gene Ontology annotation, biological process: tRNA import into mitochondrion; protein import into mitochondrial matrix; protein targeting. Gene Ontology annotation, molecular function: transmembrane protein transporter activity. The record is from RefSeq and is a predicted model, not a curated record. Gene Ontology annotation, cellular component: mitochondrial outer membrane translocase complex; mitochondrial outer membrane.
AUGAACAAAGCAUUAGCCAUUACCGGAGUAGCUGCCACUGCAAUUGCAGGCUAUGCAAUCUAUUUUGAUUACCAGCGUAGGAAUUCUAAACAGUUUAGAAAAUCAUUAAAGAAGAAAGCAGUUAAACAAAAGAAGAUCCAAGAACAACACGAGAAAGAGACAAAGCAAUCUAAAUUGGAUGCCGUUAAGACAGCAUUAUUAGCUGAUUUGAAAGAAAACCCUAUUCCAACUGAUUUGACCGAGAGGGAAGCAUUUUUCAUGGAACAAGUUGCAACUGGUGAACAAAAAGCUAAAGAUGACUCCAUAGCUGCUGCCAUUUGCUUUUACAAGGCUUUGGCCGUCUACCCUAACCCAACCGAUAUUCUUGGUGUAUACCAGAAGACAGUGCCCGAAGAUGUUUACGAAUUGGUCGUGAUGAUGAUAGCCGUUUACCCACCAGCUUCGGUUUCGAGUAUAUUGAGCAAAGGCGGACCAAACCCUGCAGACGUGAAACCAACUGAAGAGGAUUUAGAUUAA